UCGAGAUAGCGUUUCUGUGUGAACUUUUAACUCAGGAAACAAUGAAGACAUAGCGAACAAGAACUCAUCAAGUGUCUCGAAGCUGCUAGCCAUCCAGCUAGCCUUAGCUUGGUUAUCUUGCAGCGAGCGAAUGCGAGAGCCCAAACACUGAAGGAGCAUUGUAAAAACAGAGGGGAAGGGCAGGUUCCCUUUUGGACUUUUUCCCCUCUACAUAUUUUCCUAAUAUGAUGGCUACGGAGGUCAGCAGUGAGGAUACGGGCUCGGUCACGACAGGGACAGGGGUGGCAGGCGGAGGAGGCCCGGAGACGGCCCCUUUCCCCUACUAUCCCAAGCCGAGCAGAGUGCAAGUAACUGAUUUGGGACAAGGACCAGCACCGACCCUCCGCCAACAUUCAAACACGUAUCCAGAGCCACUUCCCGACACGAAUAUGACCUACACCAUGUCUAGUGGGGAUAUGACCGGACCAGCGCUUUCCGCAACAGGGAGUGGCGGAGCAGGAGGUGGACAUUCAGUUUUACAAGGAACAAGCUCAGGGACCGUGGGCGGCAUUUGCAGCUCUCCCACUUCGGAGGGUCCAGCUACUCGGAUUUCACCCACAUCAACAGGCCCGGAUGGGUCCACUGACUUCCCCCCACUGCCACCACCUCCUCCUCCACCUCCAGGCUGCGGGGUGCUCGGUGGCACUCUGGAUGAAAGCGACAUGCAGGAUGGACCGGAAUACGAGGAAGAAGAGGUUGUGUUCCCCCUGUCUGCACCUCCCACGAACCAGUGGUACCAUGGCAAGCUAGACCGAAACAUUGCUGAGGAGCGGCUGCGCCAGGCCCGAAACCCUGGCAGCUACCUCAUCAGGGAGAGUGACCGCCGGCCCGGUUCCUUUGUCCUGUCUUUCCUCAGUGUGACCAACGUGGUCAACCAUUUCAGGAUAAUUGCCAUGUGUGGGGACUAUUACAUUGGUGGGCGGCGGUUCUCUUCUCUAUCAGACCUGAUUGGUUACUACAGCUAUGUGUCCUGCCUGCUAAAAGGAGAGAAACUGCUAUCGCCGGUGGCGCCCCCAGAGCCUGUAGAAGACCGGAGGAGAGUCAGGGCCAUACUUCCAUACACCAAAGUGCCAGAUACGGAUGAGAUCAGUUUCCUGAAAGGGGACAUGUUUAUUGUUCACAAUGAACUGGAUGACGGCUGGAUGUGGGUGACCAAUGUUCGCACAGAGGAGCAGGGCCUCAUUGUGGAGGAUCUGGUGGAGGAAGUGGGGCGGGAGGAGGAUCCACAUGAGGGAAAAGCCUGGUAUCACGGAAAGAUCACAAAGCAAGAGGCCUACAACCUGCUGAUGACAGUUGGCCAGGUGUGCAGUUUUCUAGUCAGACCAUCAGACAACACACCCGGGGACUACUCCCUCUUUUUUCGCACCAAUGAAAACAUCCAAAGGUUUAAGAUCUCCCCCACCCCCAACAAUCAGUACAUGAUGGGGGGGAGGUACUACAACAGUGUUCAUGACAUCAUCGACCAUUACAAGAAAGAGCAGAUUGUCGAGGGCUACAACCUGAAGGAGCCCGUGUCUGUGCAGAACCAGGAACAAGUUCUUAGUGACACAGUGGAUGGGAGAGAAAUUUAUAACACUAUCAGGCGGAAAACAAAAGAUGCUUUCUACAAAAACAUUGUGAAGAAAGGCUACCUCCAGUUCAACAAAGGCAAAGGCAAACGAUGGAAGAACCUUUACUUCAUCCUGGAGGGUAACGAUGCCCAGCUCAUCUAUUUUGAGAGCGAGAAGAGAGCCACCAAACCCAAAGGGCUGAUCGACCUGAGCGUGUGCUCCGUGUAUGGUGUGCACGACAGUCUGUUCGGCAGGCCACACUGUUUCCAGAUUGUUGUCCAGCACUUUAGCGAGGAGCAAUACAUAUUCUACUUUGCGGGGGAGGUUCCAGAGCAGGCACAGGAUUGGAUGAAAUGCCUUCAAACUUUCUGCAGUAACUUAAGGAAAACCACUCAGCCGACAUCCAACAAGAGGCUUAGACAGGUGAGCAGCCUGGUGCUGUAUGUGGAGGAGGCCCACAAGCUGCCAGUGAAGUAUUUCACCAACCCCUACUGUAACAUCUACCUGAACAGCGUCCAAGUGGCUAAAACGCACCCUAGGGAGGGACAGAACCCCGUCUUCACUGAGGAGUUCAUCUUUGAUGACUUGUCGAGUGAAAUCAACAGAUUUGAAAUCAGCCUGAGCAACAAAACGAAAAAGAGCAAAGAAAGUGACAUCUUGUUCAUGCGUUGCCAGCUCAACCGUCUGCAGAAGGGCCAGAUGAUUGAUGAGUGGUUCCCUCUCAGCUCCCACGUGCCUCUGAAGGGCAUCGAGCCAGGCUCUUUACGUGUACGUGCCCGCUACUCCAUGGAGAAGAUCAUGCCCGAAGAGGAGUACAGCGAGUUCAAAGAGAUGAUCUUGCAGAAAGAGUUCCACGUCAUCUACGCUCUGGCCCAUGUGUGUGGUCAGGACCGCACCUUAUUGGCGAGCCUCCUUCUGCGGAUCUUCAGACACGAGAAGGCUGAAGCCCCUCUACUCAGGACACUCAACGACAGAGAGAUUAACAUGGAGGACGAAGCCACGACAUUGUUCAGAGCGACCACACUGGCCAGCACACUGAUGGAGCAGUACAUGAAGGCCACAGCCACGCCAUUUGUCCACCACGCGCUGAAAGACACCAUCCUCAAGAUCAUGGAGAGCAAACAGUCCUGCGAGCUGAACCCUUCCAAACUGGAAAAGAAUGAGGAUGUGAACCUGAACCUGGCUCAUCUACUCAACAUCCUGUCUGAGCUGGUGGAGAAGAUCUUCAUGGCUGCUGAGAUCUUACCACCGACAUUGAGGUUCAUCUAUGGCUGUCUGCAGAAGUCUGUGCAGCAGAAAUGGCCCGCCAACACCACCAUGCGGACGAGAGUUGUAAGCGGCUUCGUCUUUCUAAGGCUGAUCUGUCCUGCCAUCCUCAACCCCAGAUUGUUCAACAUCAUUGCUGACCCUCCAUCUACAGCAGCAGGCAGGACCCUCACACUGGUGGCUAAGUCUGUCCAGAACCUGGCCAACCUGGUUGAAUUUGGUGCUAAGGAACCGUAUAUGGAGGGCGUGAACCCUUUCAUCAAAAACAACAAACACAGGAUGAUCAUGUUUCUUGAUGAGUUGGGGAACGUCCCCGACCUCCCUGAAGCCACAGAGCACUUUAGGACGGACCUGUCCAGGGAUCUGUCCCGGGACAUGGCUGCGCUGCAUGAGGUCUGUGCCACACACUCAGACGAGCUGCGGACGCUGAGCAACGAGAGGGGAGCGCAGCAGCAUGUGUUGAAAAAGCUGCUGGCCAUCACAGAGCUCCUCCAGCAGAAGCAGACUCAGUAUGCCAUGUCCAACAGCAACAGGUAGUACAGCACUCCUCCUCCCAUCUCCCCAUCAAGUCUCCUCCACCGGAGUGCAGCGCAGAGACCUAGCAUGCUCUACCCUCAUCACCAUGGCAACCCCUCCACAAUCAUGUCCUCCUCAAAUAGUGCCGCCCAUCCCCACCCACCAUCUUGUCCCGUUCACCACAAGAGAGCUAUGCAACAACAGCAGCUGAGUACAACAACCGACGCAGUACUUAAAACAAACACCAGUGACUGACAGCUACAUCCAGAGGAGUCAUGUGUCCUCAAACUGUGUUCACAAUUCUGACUUGGGUACAUUUCAUUCCCUUCAUCAUGAGGGCCAAAUAUUAAGAUUUCAAGUUUCUUUGUACCCACUAUGUGUUUUGAUAGCACAGGUUGCCAAAGUGUACCCCCCCCCCCCUCCCUCCCUCUUCCUGCUCAAUAUGAGGACACUGACAUGAAGAAGCUAGUUCUCUCAGUCCCCUUUUCUUGUAACUGGAUUAUGAGCGAUAAUGCUUUUUAUACUGUAAUUGACUGAUUUAUUUUAAGGUUGUGACAAUAUCCGCAAAGUGCUGAAACUAGCAUUUCUGUCUAUUUGUUCUUUUUUUCGUUCUUUGUUUUCUAGAUUGGAACAAAGUCUUUCAGAAAAGUAUGGUUAUUUUAUAUUAAGAAUAAAUUCUCUUGCUGGAAUCAUGAGUAUAUAAGUGA
This is a messenger RNA of Cottoperca gobio, 4078 nucleotides long. RefSeq names its product RAS p21 protein activator (GTPase activating protein) 1a (gene rasa1a). The transcript has 26 exons. The record is from RefSeq and is a predicted model, not a curated record. Gene Ontology annotation, biological process: regulation of GTPase activity. NCBI's taxonomy places the organism in Eukaryota, Metazoa, Chordata, Actinopteri, Perciformes, Bovichtidae. Gene Ontology annotation, molecular function: protein binding. Bases 225 to 3392 code for a protein of 1055 amino acids.